Molecule: messenger RNA, 1134 nt
Organism: Linum tenue
Lineage: Eukaryota; Viridiplantae; Streptophyta; Magnoliopsida; Malpighiales; Linaceae
Source: the annotation of a GenBank genome assembly
AUGGAGGGGAAAAAAACCUCGCCAACAGAGUCGCUGGCAUCGUCAUUCCCCGUCAUCCCCCUCCACGCGCUCAGCGAGCCGCUGCCUCCCACGCGCUUCCCCGCCCCGGUGGGACCCACCGUCGCCACGAGGCCCGGACGAAAGGGCCGAUCCGCUAAGUGGCACGUGGCGGACGAGAUCCGGCGGUUCGAUCCGGGUCGGGCACACGAAUCCGGAUCAAAACUCACAUUCUCCACCCGGAUCCGGGAAUUCUUCCGGGGCUCCGACUGCAAGCUCCGUUUCUUCAUGACGCUGAUCUCCCCCACCGUGGAUUCGUUCGGCGAGAGAGAAUCCUUCGCCGUCGAUAGCCUCUUCCGAUCCCACCGAAACGCCUGCCUCGUCAUCGUCUCAAAUUCGAUGGACUCCGAACAGGGGCGAGCGCUGCUGAAACCAUUCAUCGACAACCAAUUCCGGGUCACCGCCGUGAAGCCCGACUUCGCUGCCGCGUUCAAAAACACGCCCGCCGAGACCUGGUUCCGCGACCUGAAGUCGGGUCGGGUCAGACCCGGGGACGUCCCCGUCGCGCAGAACCUCUCCAAUUUGCUCCGCCUCGCCCUGCUGUACAAAUUCGGCGGGAUCUACCUCGAUACCGACGUCGUGGUCCUGCGGAGCUUCAACGGGUUGAGGAAUUGCAUCGGCGCACAGACCGUCGACGCCGUGACGGGGAAUUGGAGCCGGCUGAACAACGCCGUGUUGAUUUUCGAUCGGAACCACCCGCUGGUUUAUCGGUUCAUCGAGGAGUUCGCGAGGACGUUCGACGGGAGCAAGUGGGGGCACAACGGGCCGUAUCUGGUUUCGAGGGUUGUGGAGAGGGUGAUUGGGGAUUCGGGUUUUAAUUUCACGGUGAUGCCGCCGGCGGCGUUUUAUCCGGUGGAUUGGAGCAGGAUUGCGGCCCUGUUUCACGGUCCGAGGGGAAGGGUUCACGCGCGGUGGCUGAGGAAGAAGCUGGAGCAGAUCAAGAAGGAGAGCUUCGCCGUACAUUUGUGGAAUCGGCAGAGUCGGGAUGUGAAGAUUGAAGAUGGAAGCGUGAUGAGUCGGAUUAGGAUGGAGUACUGUAGUACUUUCUGCAACUCUUCUUCUUCUUCUUCUUCUUGA